This is a messenger RNA of Protopterus annectens (West African lungfish), 1256 nucleotides long. RefSeq names its product peroxiredoxin 6 (gene PRDX6). Gene Ontology annotation, cellular component: mitochondrion; cytosol. Bases 173 to 856 code for a protein of 227 amino acids. Gene Ontology annotation, biological process: cell redox homeostasis; cellular oxidant detoxification. The transcript has 5 exons. NCBI's taxonomy places the organism in Eukaryota, Metazoa, Chordata, Ceratodontiformes, Protopteridae. The record is from RefSeq and is a predicted model, not a curated record. Gene Ontology annotation, molecular function: peroxiredoxin activity.
AAAAGUAGUUUGUGUCGAAACGCUUGUUUCAGUUGUCCCUGGAGACAUUCCCAGUUUCUUCCUGUUGUUGAUAUAUCUGUGUGGGAUAGGCGCAGUUUGUUCCUGGUUGCUUCCACUUGUGUUUGUAACUUUCCACAGCUGUAGUGCUUGUUUUUCGUUCACAGCCUUCGCCAUGCCCGGAGGAAUCUUGCUUGGGGAGGAAUUUCCCGACUUUAAGGCGGACACCACCGUCGGCCCUAUCCAGCUGCACAGCUUUUUCGGGGACUCCUGGGGGAUUCUCUUUUCUCAUCCUAAAGACUAUACUCCUGUUUGCACUACAGAGCUUGGACAAGCAGCAAAGCUGGCACCAGAGUUUGAAAAACGUAACGUGAAAAUGCUUGCACUUUCUGUGGACAGUGUUGAGGACCAUCUUGGUUGGUGUAAGGAUAUAAAUGCUUACAAUGGCGAUGAACCUACAGAGAAGCUGCCCUUCCCCAUAAUUGCAGACCCUAACAGGGACCUGGCUAUUAAGCUCGGAAUGCUGGAUCCAGAUGAAAGGGACAAGGAAGGAAUGCCACUGACUGCUCGAUGUGUUUUUAUUAUUGGGCCAGACAAGAAAAUGAAGUUGUCCAUUUUAUACCCAGCAACUACGGGCAGAAAUUUUCGGGAGAUUCUGAGAGUAAUUGAUUCACUUCAGUUGACUUCCCAAAAGAAAGUUGCAACUCCUGUCAACUGGCAGCCAGGUGAGAACUGCAUGGUCCUUCCAAACAUACCAGAGGAAGAAGCUUCUAAGUUGUUUCCAGCUGGAGUUUACACUAAAGCGUUGCCAUCGCAAAAGAACUACCUUCGCUAUACUCCCCACACUCCCCACUCCUGAACAGGCGAGAGAAGAUUGCACAACAAACUUAUUGGGACCGGCUGCAGCUUGUCUUCAGGGAUUUUCACUACAUUGAACAGCACAUCUUUGGAAAAGUGCUGCAGUGGAGCUAUUUGGUGGGGAAAAUAGCCCAUCUCCAAAAGUCUUGGCCUGAACAUAAUGGUGUGCAUAGCUUUUUGCUGUCCAUUUAAUGCCUGCUGAGCUUGUCCAUCUGUGGCAGAAAAGUAUGAGCAAAGUAAUUCAUGGCUGUGCAAUACCAGUACCUGUGUGAGGCGCAUGUUUAGCACCAAAGCUUGAUUUUAAGCUGCAACCUGUCCUUUGCACUAAUUCUGUGAUCAUUCACCUUGCUGUUUACUUCCUUGUGGAGUGAAAUAAAUAUGAAAUAAAGUGCUUGAAAUGG